Messenger RNA from Caenorhabditis briggsae, 1002 nucleotides. Gene Ontology annotation, molecular function: G protein-coupled peptide receptor activity. The transcript has 7 exons. Gene Ontology annotation, cellular component: membrane. Bases 1 to 1002 code for a protein of 333 amino acids. Lineage: Eukaryota; Metazoa; Nematoda; Chromadorea; Rhabditida; Rhabditidae. The record is from RefSeq and is a predicted model, not a curated record.
AUGAAUACACAAUGGAUACACGAUGUUUUGCAUUAUGACCCUCACUUAUCUGCAGUUUCAUUUUUAGUAAAUUCUAUUCAUUUGGUAGUACUGGUUCAGAAAUCAAUGAGAACAUCUUCCACAAACAUUAUAUUGUUAGCAAUUGCGGUUUCUAAUUUGGCAUACAUGACUUACCCUAUAAUAGAUGCGCUAAAAGAUAUUUACAAUUCUAUGAAACCAUGCAUACUUCCGGAUUCAUACGCCUACGUAAUCUUCUCCUGGAUUUCUUAUACCGUUCAAGAUGACGUCCGGCGAUGUGAAGCAUUUUUAUCUCUUGCAAUGGCCUCCAUAAGAACAUUUGUGCUCAAAUACCCUAUGAAAUAUGACGCCGCUACAAGUGUUUCUUUCGGAUCGAAAACUUGUCUCAUUCUAUUUCUUCUCAGUUCCAUCAUAUCUUCCAUACAUUUCCUAACAACACAAAUAAACCCUGUCAAUUAUCUCAAAUUAAGAUGUAAAAAGGGAUUUUCAAAUGAUACAUCGGCUAUAAUGUAUGUGUUGGAACCAUCGACAUUAGGAAUGUGGAAUCAGUCCUUGUUGACGAGGGUUCACAUGGUAUUGGAUGCAUUUUUUAGCAAGAUUUUCCCAGCUGUUCUAUUUCCCAUUCAGACUCUCUUGCUAAUUUUUCAAAUUCGAAAAGUCAAGUCAAAAUCUCGAAACAAAAUGUUUUCAGACCCAAACCAAAACAAAAACUCGGCAACUACAAAACUAGUAUUUUUGAACACAAUAGUGUAUGUGACUUCCACGCUUCCCUCUGGAAUUUUCUAUGUCCUCCACUCAUACGAUAUUGCUUGGCUUGUGGAGGUAAACUUAGCGGAUUUUGUAUUCGCGUUGAGAUUCCUAACAUCCCUCAUGACAUUAACACAUUUUCCAAUUUGUUUGGCAAUGUCUACACAGUAUCGGAGUACGGUACUGGGAUUAUUGAGAUUUAAGAAAGAAUCUGGAACUACGGUAGAAAAUUUCUGA